CGCUCAUAACCACUUGAAUCAAAUGACUUGAUAUAUUUUUACUUUACUUGACAACAACCAUGAUGUUUUAUUACCGAACAACAGAGGCUAAUUAUGGGACCGCAUGUGUCCAAAUUGCGUGUAGGGAGACAGCACAUGAAACAAUUUCUAUGUCCUAAAUGACAGGUUUGAAAGGUCUUUGCUUCUUCUUCAUGUUAUUCUUUUACUUACGUCUUCAACGCGCUCUCACAGUCCCGUCUUUAUCUUUACCUCAACCACUCCUCUCUGUUCUCAUUCCCUUCAUUUAAUCACCGUUUCUCACUUUUCUUCCUCUUUUCCUAAACUUUUCUCAAUCUUCUUCUCUCUUCAACCUUUCCCUUUUCUCUUUUCCUACAAAACAUUCAUCAAAUAUAUAUAUAAUUCACAACAAACCUCUUGGUAACUUCAUGAUCACAAAAUGAAGUGUUUUUUCUUCAAAGAGAAAUCCAAAUCAGCUCCAGAAUUGCAGAACAAGAACAAGAACAAGAGUCCGGCGUCGAAACGGGCAACAAACUCUACUGGCUCUAUAUCUUCUCCUAGAAGUGUGAAGGAUUUGUAUAGAGAGAAAGAACAAAGCUUCAGAGUUUUCACUUUUCAAGAACUUAGAGAUGCUACCAAUGGUUUUAAUAGGAUGCUUAAGAUUGGAGAAGGGGGUUUUGGAAGUGUUUAUAAAGGAUCCAUUAAGCCCCCAGAUGGACAAGGUGAUCCAGUUAUAGUUGCCAUCAAAAGGCUCAACACUCGUGGAUUUCAGGGUCAUAAAGAAUGGCUUGCAGAAGUUCAAUUUCUCAGCAUUGUUAAUCAUCCAAAUUUGGUUAAGCUUUUGGGAUAUUGCUCAGUAGAUGGAGAAAGAGGAAUCCAACGGCUGUUGGUGUAUGAGUUCAUGCCGAACAGGAGCUUGGAAAAUCACCUUUUCAGUAGAACUCUACCUGUCCUUCCAUGGAAAACAAGAUUGGAAAUCAUGCUUGGUGCUGCUGAAGGAUUAGCUUAUUUACACGAGGGAUUGGAGAUACAGGUGAUCUACCGAGAUUUCAAAUCUUCAAACGUUCUAUUGGAUGAGGAUUUCCACCCGAAGCUAUCUGAUUUUGGUCUUGCCAGGGAAGGACCACAAGGGGAUCAGACUCAUGUAUCUACUGCGGUUGUUGGAACACAAGGAUAUGCUGCGCCAGAGUACAUCGAAACAGGUCAUCUCAAAGUCCAAAGUGACAUGUGGAGUUUCGGUGUCGUACUCUACGAAAUUCUCACGGGAAGACGAUCAUUGGAAAGGAACCGUCCGACAACUGAACAAAAGCUAUUAGAUUGGGUUAAACAAUAUCCUGCUGACACUAGCAGAUUCAGCAUGAUAAUGGACCCGCGUCUCAGGAACCAAUAUCCGAUUGUUGCAGCUCGCAAAAUUGCGAAAUUGGCCGACAGUUGCUUAAAGAAGAAUGCAGAAGAUAGACCAUCUAUGAGUCAGAUAGUGGAAGGGUUGAAGCAAGCAUUGCAAUUUUCAGAAAUGUCAAACACUCCUCAUGAUAAUGCUGAAUCAUCUCGGUCAAGAUUGGUUCAAAAAGGUAAAUAGAACUUUUUUUUUAUUUUUAGGACCAAGAAUCUUAUCAGUUAAACAUGAGUUGAAUUAGAAGGAGUUCUGGUCAAUCUUGGAAGUCAAAUUAUUAUUUUUUUUGGAGGGUGAUUUUACUUUUCUUUGGUUUGAACUUUCUUGUUAGUUCGGCAUAGCUCAACAAAAUUAAUGAUCUUAUACUUUGUCAA
Molecule: messenger RNA, 1764 nt
Organism: Medicago truncatula (barrel medic)
Lineage: Eukaryota; Viridiplantae; Streptophyta; Magnoliopsida; Fabales; Fabaceae
Product: probable serine/threonine-protein kinase PBL19
Exons: 4
Coding region: 437-1576 (379 amino acids)
Biological process (GO): protein phosphorylation
Molecular function (GO): ATP binding; protein kinase activity
Source: RefSeq, a predicted model, not a curated record